AUGGCGGAAGAACCAUCGGAUGCCCAGAAAUACUACGUACGACCCGAGGAUGCCGAAGGAUAUGCUAAAGGCAUUCUCCAAGGCAACGGUGUUCCACUGGGAAACGCCGACAUUGUGGCCAAAUGUCUGGUAGCAGCGGACCUGAGAGGCGUCGACACGCACGGUGUAAACCGCAUCCCUUCCUACAUGGCACGCAUACGACAAGGAGUCUUGGAUGCACGAGCACAGCCAACGCUUCACGAAGUCACGCCCGUCGUUGCUCAGGUAGAUGCUCACAAUGCAUUCGGCUUUGUUGCCGCGCACAUGGGCAUGGCCAAAGCUGUCGAGAUGGCUAAGAUCUACGGCAUCGGCAUGGUCGGCGUGAAGCACAGCAAUCACUUUGGGAUGAGUGCUUGGCUCGUCCAGCAGGCCAUCGACGCCGGUAUGAUGUCGCUGGUUUUCACGAAUAGCUCGCCCGCUCUACCUGUCUGGGGUGGCAAAGAGAAACUCAUGGGCGUUUCCCCAAUUGCAUGUGGAGCUCCGGGCGGAAAAGAGAAGCCGUUCAUCCUCGACAUGGCUCCAAGUGUCGCUGCCCGUGGCAAGAUCUACAAAGCUAAAAGGAGAGGUGAGAAGAUUCCAGCAGACUGGGCUUUAGACGCAGAGGGCCGGCAGACGGACGACCCAGCUGCAGCGCUUGAAGGCGUGAUGCUGCCAAUGGGAGGACCAAAAGGAAGUGCAUUGUCCAUCAUGAUGGACGUCUUCUCUGGUGUCUUGUCAGGAAGUGCUUUUGCAGGCCAUGUCACCAAUCCCUACGACCCCAGCAAGCCUGCAGAUGUCGGACACUUUCUGGUGGCCAUCAAGCCUGAUCUCUUCAUGAGUCUUGAGGACUUCAAGGGCAGAAUGGACUACCUCUCCCAACGCUGCGUUGGCUGCGAGAAGAUGGCUGGGGUCGACAGGAUAUACUUUCCCGGCGAGAUUGAGCAGCUCACGGAAGAGACGCGACGAAGAGACGGCAUUCCGUACGUUGAGGCGGAGAUCAACGCGUUGAAUGAUGAGGCAGAGCGGGUCGGCAGCGCCAAGCUGAAGGUGGUGGAGCAAUAG
This is a messenger RNA of Saxophila tyrrhenica, 1080 nucleotides long. RefSeq lists its product as uncharacterized. Bases 1 to 1080 code for a protein of 359 amino acids. Gene Ontology annotation, molecular function: oxidoreductase activity. The record is from RefSeq and is a predicted model, not a curated record. NCBI's taxonomy places the organism in Eukaryota, Fungi, Ascomycota, Dothideomycetes, Mycosphaerellales, Extremaceae. The transcript has a single exon.